AUCAUUAAUUCUCGAAAAAAACACGGAAACAUGGACUCGUGUAUGGCCAGAAGUUGUUCGCCGAUGCUACAAUCGUCGCCAAUUUGCUUUUUUACUUUAUUGCUACAAACGUUGGAGACAUCCUAUUAUGGAUUAAGUAAUCCGAAUAUAUAUCCCAGAGAUCGCACACAAGAGAUUUUAAGUUCGAAAAUGGAAUUCGAUUUUGUGAUCGUUGGUGGUGGAAGCGCGGGAUCUGUUUUGGCUCGCAGAUUAACGGAAGUGGAGGAUUGGAAGGUUUUGUUAAUCGAAAGAGGAGGGUAUCCUUUACCCGAAACCGUGAUUCCUGGUUUCUUCACCAAUAAUUUGGGUUUGUCACAGGAUUAUGCUUACAAGGUCGAGAGUCAAGAAAAAGCCUGCUUGAGCCAAGUCGACAAACGAUGCAGAUGGUCGAAAGGUAAAGCCCUUGGUGGAAGUUCCGUUAUCAACGCCAUGUACUACAUCUUUGGUAACAAAAAAGAUUUCGACACUUGGGCAAAUUUAGGAAAUCCCGGAUGGAAUUACGAACAAGUACUUCCAUACUUUAGAAAAUCGUUGAGCUGUUCAUCCGAAUACAUAGCCGAGCAUGGUACCGAGUAUUGCGGAACAGACGGCCCUUUAAGAAUCAGAAAUUACAAUUACACUGCAUCAGACGCGAUAGACAUAAUGUUGGAAGCCGCGCGCGAGACGGGAUACGAUAUUCUCGAACCAUUGAACGGUGAUCGUUUUAUCGGAUUUGGAAGAGCGAUGGGCAACCUCGACAAUGGGCAACGGCAAAAUUGUGCAAAAGCUUUCCUCUCCCCGGUCAAAAACAGAAAGAAUCUGUACGUAAUUACGUCGAGCAGAGCGGACAAGAUUCUGUUCGAGGAUGAACGUGCUGUCGGUGUACGAGUCACUUUGAGCAACAACGAAACGGUGGAAGUGAGAGCGACGAAGGAAGUGAUUCUGUCGGCGGGAAGUAUCGCCAGUCCUCAGAUACUGAUGCUCUCGGGAAUCGGGCCAAAGGAGCAUUUGAAAAAAAUGGGAAUAUCCACUCUCGUCGAUCUGCCUGUCGGGAGGAAUCUUCAAGAUCACGUGUCGUGGUUAACGUUUUACUUAACCUAUGCGAAUGAAUCGAUGACACCUUCUCCCGACGAGAAGAAUCAGAUGGACGCUAUUUACGAGUAUUUGAAACAAAAUAUUGGCCCGUUACACACCCUUCCAAUCGAAUUUACCGGUUUCGUGAACGUGGACGAUCCUCAUUCGAAGUAUCCGAAUGUUCAAUUUAUGUUCAUACCAAUAGAAUAUUUAACCCAGUUAACAUCAUUCCUACAUUCCUUCAACGUGGACAAUGAUCUGAUAGAAAGGAUUGGAAAGGAUAUCAAGGAAAUGAAAAUAAUUUUUGGCUUCCCUAUAUUAUUGAAACCUUUGAGCCGAGGUUUACUCGAGUUGCGUAGCACCGAUCCGGCCGAUCCUGUUAAGAUUUAUCCGAAUUACUUCGUCGAGGAGGAAGAUUUCAAAACGUUGUUGAAAUCCGUGAAUAUCACUAAGGCACUCUUAAACACCAAGGCUCUGAAGAAGUACGGCAUAAAGUUAUAUUAUCCUGACAUUCCCGGAUGUCGACACACGAAGCCAGAUACCGAUGAAUAUUGGGAAUGCAAUCUUAAGCACUUGUCUAGCACGUUGUAUCAUCCUUGUGGAACGGCCAUGAUGGGACCGGCCAACGAUUCCAGAGCCGUUGUGGAUUCGAGAUUGAAANNCUAUGGUAUCGAAAAUUUGCGAGUGAUCGACGCGUCGAUCAUGCCGGAAGUGACGAGCGGGAAUACUAAUGCGCCGACUAUAAUGAUCGGAGAGAAGGGAGCGGAUAUAAUUAAAGAGGAUUGGGGCAUAAUGAUAUAAAGAUGAGAAAUUGAGAUAUCAUAGAGAU
Messenger RNA from Apis dorsata (giant honeybee), 1921 nucleotides. RefSeq names its product glucose dehydrogenase [FAD, quinone]-like. Bases 31 to 1893 code for a protein of 620 amino acids. Gene Ontology annotation, molecular function: ecdysone oxidase activity; flavin adenine dinucleotide binding. The record is from RefSeq and is a predicted model, not a curated record. Lineage: Eukaryota; Metazoa; Arthropoda; Insecta; Hymenoptera; Apidae. The transcript has 3 exons.